AUGUCGCGCACAACCAUACCGCGUCUAGCGCUCCGCCUAAACUCCAGGAGCUCACUCCCCGUACCUUCAAGGGCAAUUGAGCCACCAUGUCGCACUCUUCCGCUCCUCCGAUCCCAAUGUGCCUCCCACACCAUCCGUAGCUUCUCCAUAAGCCCUCAAUUUCAGAAAAAGAGCAACAAAACAAACAAAUACGCCGACUCCCCACCGUCCACAAGCAAAGCCGGUCAGAUUUCUCCCACAGAAGAAGCAUACGAUGUCUCGGGCUUGGAGAUCGCCAUCCUCAGGGCCAUUGAGAAACUCACACAUGAGUUGGGUCAGCUACGAGGCGGCAGCAGGAUGAACCCUGAGAUCAUAGAGGAAUUGAAGGUCCAACUGGGCACAGGGAAAGAAGGCAAAGAGACAGUGAGGUUGGGAGAUAUCGCACAAGUUGUUCCAAGGGGACGCAUGCUAAAUAUUGUCUGUGGGGAAGAGGACCAUAUCAAAUCCAUAACCUCCGCCAUAGCCUCGUCUCCACACUCGCUUACACCACUGACCCCCGAAUCGGUCAACCCUCUCACCAUUCAAGUUCCCCUACCGCCGCCAACGGGCGAAACGCGCCGCGCCGCGGUCGAAUCUGCGAUCAAAGCUUCCGAGAGAGCGGAUAAAUUGAUACAGACAGCAAGGCAGGAGCAUAACAAGAGGCUGAGGAAAUACGAACUCAACAAGGACGUGUUACCAGAUGACCUGCAGAAGGCGAAAAAGAGAAUGGAGGAAGUGAUUAAAAAGGGGCAUACUGAGGUGAAGAGGAUCACCGAUGGGGCCAAGAAGGUGCUUGAGUCGCAGUAG
This is a messenger RNA of Dothidotthia symphoricarpi CBS 119687, 825 nucleotides long. RefSeq names its product ribosome recycling factor. Gene Ontology annotation, biological process: translation. The transcript is spliced from 3 exons. The coding region runs from base 1 to 825 and encodes 274 amino acids. Lineage: Eukaryota; Fungi; Ascomycota; Dothideomycetes; Pleosporales; Dothidotthiaceae. Gene Ontology annotation, cellular component: mitochondrion. Gene Ontology annotation, molecular function: ribosomal large subunit binding. The record is from RefSeq and is a predicted model, not a curated record.